Filobasidium floriforme is the source of this 1164-nucleotide messenger RNA. RefSeq lists its product as uncharacterized. Bases 1 to 1164 code for a protein of 387 amino acids. The transcript has 5 exons. The record is from RefSeq and is a predicted model, not a curated record. NCBI's taxonomy places the organism in Eukaryota, Fungi, Basidiomycota, Tremellomycetes, Filobasidiales, Filobasidiaceae.
AUGCCUAAGAACGCCGCUCAACAAAAGAACACCGCCGCCGAGAAGGGCAAGAAGGCCGAGGCCCCCCCUGUCAACGCCGCCGCCUCGGGAUCCGGCGCUCGAAAACGACCGGCCCCCUCGACCGAGGCCAUUCCCCCGCCCACUACCUCCCGGGAAAUUCCUCCCGCCGACUUUCAGGUGAAGAACCUGCUCGCGCUCGCCGACAACGUCCCCGCCCCCGAGAUAUACGUUUGGGAUUCUCGAUUCGGUACCGUUCAGGCGUGGUGGCGGGAUAUUUCGUCCGUGCAAAAAGUCUGGGCCGGCAAGCGAGGGAAGAACAAGGGUGAGUUUCCCGCGCUCGAACUCGACCUUGAGUGGAAGGCGAUGCGGUGCUCGACGGGGGCAUAUGUCGUGUGGAACGGGGAUGACGCCGCGCUUCACCGCUGGCUUAUUCAAGAAGAGGAUCGAAAGCUCCUCCCCGUCCCCCCCCCCAACGAGUGGAAGGAGUUGACGACUCCCGGUCGAAGCGGUGACUUCGACACAACCCAAGCUUCGGCUUGGCUUGGCAAGUGGAAAGGCGGCUGGCGCCUUAUUUGUCCUUCUUGCAAGGAAAAAUACGGGACGGCUGACGGCGACGGUCUGACUCUCCCGGAAUAUCUCUCGGAGCAAGUUCCCCCGGCGAAGAAGAAUUUCAUCGACCUCCGCCAGAACGAGCUCCCGGAUGAAGCUACCGGGCUUCAGAUCGACUCGAACCCCCUGAUUCUCGCCUGCUCGUACGGUGGCGUCGGAAUAUGCCGGUCGGCGCAUCCCCUCGAUCCCGGUUCAGCGUUUUCGUCCUGCGGGCCUUGCAAGUCGGCGGGUACCAAAUGUAACGGAGGCCUCGGCGACGAAUGGAACUUCAACAUCGACGAUAACACGGUCGCCGGAGUUCUUCGACUCGCAAAAAUCGUUCUCCUUUUCGCGCAGGGAAUGAAAUGGACGACUCGCGCGGCCCGGGACGAGCAGGGCGAAAAAGCGUUCGAAAUUCUGCGAGAGGGAAUUUGCCACGGACAGCAAGGCCUGGCGAUCGAAGGCGAGGACCCUCCCACGCACGACGCUACGCCAACCCCUGCGAUCGUCGAGAUGCUCAAGACGUUCCCGAAGAAGGAACAGGGGAAGGGAAAGGGGAAGGCGAAAGCCGAGUAA